This is a messenger RNA of Anoplophora glabripennis (Asian longhorned beetle), 1341 nucleotides long. RefSeq lists its product as uncharacterized. The record is from RefSeq and is a predicted model, not a curated record. Gene Ontology annotation, molecular function: catalytic activity. The transcript is spliced from 3 exons. Lineage: Eukaryota; Metazoa; Arthropoda; Insecta; Coleoptera; Cerambycidae. The coding region runs from base 1 to 1341 and encodes 446 amino acids.
AUGGUGGCUUACUGGUUCUGCACGGAUGACCUGGUGGCGGCCGAAGUGACUUAUGUAUCGGAGGGAACGCAGAGACAACUGGUAGUUUGCUCAGCGUACCUCCCUUACGAUAAGAAAGAAUCUCCUCCAACCAGGGAACUGAGGGACCUGGUGGCCUGGUGCGAGAAGGAGAAGAAACAACUCAUCGUGGGAUGUGAUGCUAACUCACACCAUACGGUGUGGGGAAGCAGCGAUGUCAACGAUCGAGGUGAGUCUUUACUAGAUUUUCUUUUUAGUUAUAAUCUAGAGAUUUUGAAUGUCGGGAACGAGCCCACCUUUGUUAUAAAAAAUAGAAGUGAAGUCAUCGAUAUAACAGUGGGAUCGGGACCGAUAUGUAAUAAUAUUGCGAGGUGGCAUGUGUCGAAUGAGCCGUCAAUGUCGGAUCAUAGACAUAUCCACUUUGAAAUUAUAACGGAUUAUAAUCCGCAAGUAAGAACCUACAGAGACCCAAAAAGAACUGACUGGGACUCCUAUAGAACGGAGUUACAGGCCAGGACUAGGGAAAUCUGUACAAAACUAAGGAACACAUAUGAUCUUGAGAGGGCCGUGGAGGAACUCCAAAACGCCGUCACAAGAUCAUAUGAAUACAGCUGUCCUAUCAAAGUGAGGUCCGAUAAGCACACCGUACCCUGGUGGAGCAAGGAACUCACGCAGUUGAGGGGACAGACAAGAAAACUAUUUAAUAGAGCAAAGCGGACAGGAGAGUGGGAGACUUAUAGAGCAACCCUCACUGAGUAUAAUAAAGAAAUUAGAAAAGCGAAGAGAGACUCAUGGAGGAAGUUCUGUGAGGAUAUUGAUAGUGUCCCACAGUGUGCUAAACUCCAGAGACUUCUCUCUAAGAACGGACAUACGAAACUCGGGUCUCUCAAAGCACCGAGUGGGGAAUAUACCAAAACUGGAAGGGAGACAUUGGAAUUACUUCUAAAUACUCACUUUCCAGGCUCCAGGUUAUUAAAUCAUGGAGAUGAAUAUGACUGGAAUCACCAGCAGAGGGUAACGACCGGGUCUCGACAGAACUGGGAGGUUGCCAAGACGGUGCGCCUGAAGACACCCAGAAUUACAAAAAUCGUCGAUCUUUCCGAUAAAUUCACCGACCUUUCCAAAUUUCUACCGUCGUGCCACCAGGACCAGACAUCGAGCACCCCUACUCCGUAUCACCGGACGAUGAGCACGUCCUAUGCCAAAGCCUCCCUGAGACCGCCGACGAGAGACGAGGGAAUAAAACCCAGGACGAGGCGCAUCCGCGUCGUGGCGCCCAACGUGGGACUACCACCGGUGAUAGGCAACCGACCUACCUCGUAG